UUUUUCAUGACGCAAGACCAGCAGCCGGUGUUCUAAAACCGGCUUCUGCUGCCUGGGUCAUUCAGUCAGGUGUCGGCCGGGGAAGCACAGUCCCUCGGUCACUGUGACGCAAAGGAUGUGGCUACUGUGAGGGACGUACGUAGCAAGUCUCAGUUCGGUGACAUGGCGCAAAGCAAGGACACGCUGAUGCACCUCUUGGCUGGGGGGUGCGCUGGCACAGUAGGUGCCAUUGUCACAUGUCCUCUAGAAGUGAUCAAAACGCGUUUGCAGUCCUCAGCAGUCGCUCUUCGUCCAGUUUACUACCCACAAGUACAGCUGGGGACCCUCAGCGGUGGAGGAGGAGUCGUCAGACAAGCGGCUUCUGUGUCACCUGGUGUUCUUCAGGUUCUUAAAUCGAUUCUUGAAAAGGAAGGACCAAAAUCUUUAUUCAGAGGACUGGGACCAAACCUAGUUGGCGUCGCUCCAUCCAGAGCCAUUUACUUUGCCUCGUAUUCCAAAUCAAAGGAGCAGUUCAACGCAAUCUUUGUCCCCAACAGUAAUAUUGUGCAUAUGUGCUCUGCAGGCUGUGCAGCGUUUGUGACAAAUACCAUGAUGAACCCCAUAUGGAUGGUGAAAACACGAAUGCAACUGGAAAGGAGGGUCAUAGGCUCCAAGCAAAUGAAUGCACUGCAGUGUGCCCGCUACGUGUACCAGACAGAAGGCAUGCGGGGGUUUUACAGGGGUCUUACUGCUUCCUAUGCGGGUAUAUCUGAGACCAUGAUAUGCUUCGUUAUAUAUGAAAGUUUGAAGAAACAUUUGCAAGAAGUUCACCUAUCAGCUGCAAACGCUUCUGGAGAGAAAGGCUCAGCCAACUUCUUAGGAUUUAUGUUUGCGGCAGCUUUCUCCAAAGGCUGUGCAUCCUGCAUCGCUUAUCCACACGAGGUGAUCCGCACCAGAUUGAGAGAAGAAGGUACAAAGUACAAUACGUUUUGUCAGACGGCACGCCUGGUAGCACGGGAAGAGGGUUACUCAGCCUUUUACAGAGGACUUUUAGCUCAGCUUUUUCGGCAGAUUCCAAACACUGCCAUUGUGCUAUCCACAUAUGAACUCCUAGUGUAUCUACUGCGUGACAAGCCUAAGUAACUGGCUGUAUGGCAUGUUCCCUGGACAUUGGCCAAAUGCAGAACUGAUAGACUGCCAUACUGCUGCAUUACACAGGAGGCCUUUCACACCUACUGGAUAUAUCUUUUGGAUUGUUUCUUUCUGGAAGGUUUAAUUUUUAAGGUUCAUUUGUAUAUUUUGUUAUUUUAAACUUGCGGAGUCAUGAUUACCACUGAAGCUGCUAGUUAAUUCAUGCUAUUUAAUGUUCAUGCCCUUAGUUGGCACAAUGUUCUUUUCCACGUUUCAUCUAAUUUAUAUCCAUAAACGGAGUAGAGUAACAACUUCA
Molecule: messenger RNA, 1426 nt
Organism: Bombina bombina (fire-bellied toad)
Lineage: Eukaryota; Metazoa; Chordata; Amphibia; Anura; Bombinatoridae
Gene: SLC25A33
Product: solute carrier family 25 member 33
Exons: 7
Coding region: 163-1122 (319 amino acids)
Biological process (GO): pyrimidine nucleotide import into mitochondrion
Cellular component (GO): mitochondrion
Molecular function (GO): pyrimidine nucleotide transmembrane transporter activity
Source: RefSeq, a predicted model, not a curated record